Molecule: messenger RNA, 2554 nt
Organism: Marmota flaviventris (yellow-bellied marmot)
Lineage: Eukaryota; Metazoa; Chordata; Mammalia; Rodentia; Sciuridae
Source: RefSeq, a predicted model, not a curated record
CUCCCCCCCCAUUUUUUUUUUUUUUUGGUGUGUGUUUUUGUUUUGUUUUGUUUUGUUUUGAUAUUCUUGCCGUGUUGGAACUAGCAAGUGGUGAAGUGGUGGAGUCUCCGAAGCCUCAUCAGUCAUCGGACUGUCAGGAAUAGUGGUUUAAGAGGAAGCUCUCGGCCUGGGGCACUAUACCCUGUCAUCCAGUUCCCUGCCUCGGAGAUAAAGAUUCCAGCUACAUGGGCAAACGCCUGGAUCAGCCACAAAUGUACCCCCAGUACACUUACUACUAUCCUCAUUAUCUCCAAACCAAGUCCUAUGCACCAGCUCCCCACCCCAUGGCUCCUCCCAGCCCCAGCACAAACAGCAGCAGCAACAACAGCAGCAGCAACAGCGGCGGGGAACAGUUGAGUAAAACCAACCUAUACAUCCGAGGCCUUCCGCCAGGCACCACGGACCAGGACCUCAUCAAGCUGUGCCAACCGUAUGGAAAAAUUGUAUCCACAAAGGCAAUUCUUGACAAAAACACAAAUCAAUGCAAAGGUUAUGGUUUUGUAGAUUUUGACAGUCCUGCAGCGGCACAAAAAGCUGUAGCAUCCCUCAAGGCAAAUGGUGUGCAGGCACAAAUGGCCAAGCAACAAGAACAAGAUCCAACAAAUCUGUACAUCUCGAAUCUGCCCAUUUCUAUGGAUGAGCAGGAGCUUGAGAAUAUGCUGAAGCCCUUCGGACAUGUCAUCUCCACAAGAAUACUGAGAGAUGCUAACGGAGUCAGCAGAGGUGUUGGCUUUGCCAGAAUGGAGUCUACUGAAAAAUGUGAAGUGGUAAUUCAACAUUUUAAUGGAAAAUAUCUGAAAACACCACCAGGCAUCCCAGCCCCCAGUGAGCCUUUACUGUGCAAGUUCGCAGAUGGAGGACAAAAGAAGAGACAGAAUCAAAGCAAAUAUACCCAGAAUGGGAGGCCUUGGCCCAGAGAAGGAGAGGCUGGCAUGGCUCUGACCUAUGACCCCACAGCCGCCAUACAGAACGGAUUUUAUUCUUCACCGUACAGUAUUGCAACCAACCGCAUGAUUCCACAGACAUCUAUCACGCCAUUCAUUGCUGCUUCCCCUGUCUCCACAUACCAGGGUGCUGUGAUUACACCAACCAUGGACCAUCCUAUGUCCAUGCAGCCAACCAACAUGAUGGGUCCCCUGACACAGCAGAUGAACCACCUUUCAUUGGGAACAACAGGAACGAUUCAAUCCCAAGACAGGAUUAUGAUACUCCACCAGCUGUUGUGUCAGUAUAUGACUGCUGCUGCUCCUAUGCAAGGGACCUACAUUCCCCAGUACACGCCUGUGCCUCCGACAGCUGUUUCUAUUGAAGGUGUCGUUGCUGAUACUUCUCCCCAGACAGUGGCACCUUCAUCCCAGGACACCAGUGGUCAGCAGCAACAGAUAACAGUGGACACAUCCAACGAACAUGCACCUGCAUAUUCUUACCAACAGUCGAAACCAUAAACAGAACUGAAGAAUGUUCAUCUGAAACUUUGCCUUGAAUGAAGAAACUUCAUUGAACAAGAAGUUAGUUGGCUUCCAGUUUGCACAGGCGUCAAUGGAAGGCUUUUUUUUUUUUUUUAAUUUUAUACUCUACUCGAUGAAAACAAAAAGUUUUUAUGUGCUGUGCAAAUGGUUCCUUUAUGUGGUCUGACAGUUUAUUUUUGCCAUCCUUUUUCUUUUUAUAAUUAAAGAAAAAAAAAUCCCAAGAAGAGGGGGUUAAACAUCACAGUUUUAUGUUUUAUCUAGAACAUUUAAAUUCAGAAUUUACCUGAAAGUGUAGAUAGAUCCUUUUUUUUUUUUUUUCUUUAACAGAAAACCUGAUGUCAAGAGGUGGGCAAACAGAAUUGGAACAAAUUGUCUUGCUCAGUAACUAAGCUACUUUCUCUCUUUUUCCUUUUUUGUUUAAAUCUUGUGUUUUUUUUAUUAAUUUUUUUUUUAGAAAUAUGUAGGUAAGGUUUAUCUUGAAUCUUAAUUGCCUUAAUUUUAAGGACGUCAAAGGCUCUCAAGGCAAGCUGUCAACGUCUUGUUAAAAAAAAAAUCAAGAAAAAUGGAAAUAUUGUGCCAGCUUUAACUGGUACAGAAGUUUAAGACUAUGAGUUUUUAGGGUGAAAAAAAAACUGUACAGUUUAAAAGAAAAUGUUUUUUCUUCAUUUGAAGAAAAUUUGUUGAUAAAAGAAACCAUGGCAACUGCAAGAAUUGGGAAAUGCUGGGACUUUUCAUGAACUUUGUCUUAAGUGUUGACACAAAUCAUUCUAGAAGGCUAAAACAUUUUACGGUAAAGUUAUUCAUGUUGGUUUUAAAACAACUGCAUUAGAAAUAAUGCGUGUUUGGGGGGCAGAAUGCAGAUUUUUUUUAUUUACAAAGCGUGAUUGCUAGCAAAAGCAUUAGUGCUUUUUAUCUGCAGUCUUUUUUAUGAGCUUUACAAAGUUUUUAGUCAGCUUUGCUUGUCACAUUGCAAAACCUAGCUUAAGAGCAUUAAAAAACAAAACAAAAAAAACUUAAGUAGAUAGGAGCUUAUGGUCAAAAAGUGC